UGUACUUCUGGCUUCUGAAUUCAGAGGCUACGGCAGAUGUGUGAAAAAGCCAGUAUCUAGCUCAUAUAUUUGUUAUAAAUGACAUCACCAGUGUCAAAACUGUCAAACUUGUCGUUACUUGUUUUGAUUUUAUAGUAGUAAAAUUUUACAUACUUGCCGGGAAAACAAAAAUAAGAAAAAGUAAAUUAAAUCUGCUAAUAGUAUUUAUAAGCAGGUGACAAAAUGGCACGCAGUUUAUCUCAAGGUACAAUGAUCGUACUGGACGUAGGAAGAAAUGUAAACACUAAAGAAGAAAAUGAAAAAAGUUUCUUUGAAAGAGCAAAAGGAUGCACAGGUCGUAUUAUAGAACGCAAAAUAUUAAGCGAUGGUAAAGACUUAGUCGGUGUCAUUCUAUUAGGUUCUAAAACAACCAACAAUAAUAUGGCAAAACAAUAUGAUGGUGCUUUUAAACACAUUGAAGUUUUAUCUGAAAUGCAGACACCUACUUGGAAAAUGAUAAGGAAUUUACCGGACAAGCCGUCAGAAACCAGAGGUGAUUGGUUUGAUUCAUUAAUAGUAGCAGCUGAUUAUUAUAAGAAUAUAAUCAGUGGUGUGAAGUUUGCAAGUAAGAAAAUAAUAUUGAUGACUAAUUUUAAAAGGAAGACCUCAUUUGAUCCUGAUAAUCUUGAAGAGGUCUUGAAUGGUUUCAAAGAAGAGGGCUAUGAAGUUUUUGUAGUUGGUCCAGACAUAUACUCCAAGGAGAAUGACAGUGAAGAUACUGCUCUAGCCAGACAGUUUGUGGAGGCUACAGAUGGUGCAACAUCAACACUAGACAGCAUCAUGAAGCAUGAACUACUCUUCCACAGAAAGAAAAUUGUCAAUGCCUCACCUUGGAAUGUAGACCUAAGUAUUGGCCCAAACAUAAAAAUCCCUGUAUCUACAUUCAUCAAACUCAGAGAUGAACCGGUUGUCAAAACUUGGAAAAAAGCUGUCAAAGAUCCCGUUACAUCUACAGCCAGCACAUUUGAAGCAGUGGAAAAAAGAAAAGAAUACAUUAAUCCAGAAAACCAAAGUACUGUUAAGAUUCAGGAUAAAAUCCAAGGCUAUCACUAUGGCCAAACCAUCAUACCUUUUACUGACUUGGAUAAAACAAUGCUGUACCAGCCCGGAGAGAAAUGCCUGUCUGUGUAUGGUUUCACUCAUGCUGAUAAUAUCAGUUGGCAGAAUUUAACUGGUGAUGGUCUGUCUUAUGUAUUUGCCAGGAAAGGUGAUAAGAAUGCACAGAAAGCUAUCAGAUGCCUUGUGGAAUGCCUGCAUGAACUAAAUCUUGUUGGGAUUGUUAGAAAAGUUCACAACAAUAAUAAUGCACCCAAAAUGUUUGCAUUAAUGCCUGUUAUUGAUACAAAUAAUUAUGUCUGUCUCUCAAUGAUUGCUUUGAGUUACAAGGAGGAGAUAAAGCAAAUGUCAUUCCCAGCAACCAAUUUAAAAAAGUAUUCUUGCACCCCCGAACAAGUCAAUGCUUUUAAAGAUUUAAUUAAUGCCAUGGACUUGACGCAGGCUUAUGAUGACACAUAUGAUGAUAAGGAAGCUUUCCCUAUAGCUGAGUGUAUCAGCCCUGCAGCCCAGUAUGUGCUAGAUUGCAUAGCAUUCCGAGCAUUAAAUCCUGGUAAACCCUUACCUAAACCAAGAGAGGAAGUCAUGAGUCUCUUCCAAGUGCCUCCCUUGCUAGAAGAGAAUGCACGAAAACCUAUAGAGAAAAUUAAGAGUUUAUUCACAUUAAACAAAGUAGAAGUGAAGAAGAGGAAAAACAAGAAUGUUGUCUUGGAUAUUGAUCAGAUUCAAGCACCACUUGGUGACUUCCAACCAGAUACCACAGACAUUCCAAACAUGCCGAAAGUUCAAUUGCCUAUUAAUGAGAAUGAAGUUGACAACAUUCACAAAAUAAGUACCAUUAAUCCUGUUGAAGACUUCAAAGUGCUUCAAGGCAAGAAUAAACCUUUGUCCGAGUUGGCUCCAGGAAUGAUAAAAGCAAUUGAAAGUUUGAUUUACAAUAAUAUUGAUGGAAACUAUACUAAAGCAUUAGAUGCUAUGAAACAUUUGAGAUCUGAAUUUCUUAAGUCUGACCCUAAAGACUACAAUGAUUGGAUGCGUAAAUUUAAAUCAGAUUUGGCUAAAUGUGAUAACAACCAAGUAUUAUGUUUGAUUAUGGAGAAGCAAGUCAGUUUUAUACUGAAGGAAGAAAAUAGUGCAAGCACCUAUGAAGAUGAACUCAGUCAUGAAGAUAGCCAGCUUUAUGAAAACGACACCAUUCCUAAUUCCGCUGAAUUGACUAUCAGUACUGAUGUUCAAAAUAUGUUCGAUGAUUAAUCUGUUUACUUUCACAAUUCAUCAAUACUAAGUACAAGUGUGAUAAUGUCUACCUAUUGUUAUUGUUUAUAAAUAUAAUUAUUUUCAUACUAAA
Messenger RNA from Trichoplusia ni (cabbage looper), 2440 nucleotides. RefSeq names its product X-ray repair cross-complementing protein 5-like. Gene Ontology annotation, cellular component: nucleus; Ku70:Ku80 complex. Gene Ontology annotation, molecular function: telomeric repeat DNA binding; double-stranded DNA binding; damaged DNA binding. Gene Ontology annotation, biological process: double-strand break repair via nonhomologous end joining; DNA recombination; cellular response to gamma radiation. The transcript has 3 exons. The record is from RefSeq and is a predicted model, not a curated record. Bases 223 to 2346 code for a protein of 707 amino acids. Lineage: Eukaryota; Metazoa; Arthropoda; Insecta; Lepidoptera; Noctuidae.